AUGGCCGAUUUUGGCGAAUAUCCGCCUAACAUGGCGCCGCAGGAUGCGCUCGUUGUACGACAGCAGGCGCAGCCAGACCACGAGGUUGUCCCUUAUACCGCUGAAGAUCUUGCACGGACAAAAGCUGGCCCUGCCUAUCCGUACAAGCAGUCAACAAACACUCUCAAGCGCAAGAAUAUUUUAACAGGUCAUGCUGAAGAAAUGUUCCUGAGCGAACAUUCGUUCAGAGCCAAGCACAGAGCUUUUGAGACCAACAACGGCCCAACUAAAUCGCGACCCAGCCGAGAAAAGAAGGGAGACGCAAGUGUUGCCCAAGGAGUUGGCGAGUACGUCGGCCCCUGGGCCAAAUUCAAGACGAAACAAUAUGAGGAAGUCGAGGUAGACGAGGAUGACGACGAGUACGAGUACGAAGAGGUGGAGGAGGAGGAGGAAGAAGAGGUUGUCGAGAGCGGGACAGUCGUACAGGCACCUGCCGGUGCUCUCGCGCGGCGCAAGGAAGUGGAGGAUCUGGGAGAGGAAACGACUACUUUCCACGGCUCCGAAGAAUUCGACUACCAAGGCCGAACAUAUAUGCACGUUCCCCAGGAUCUGGACGUGGAUUUGCGCAAGGAGGUCGGAAGCGUCACAAAUUUCAUACCAAAGAAGCAAAUCCACAGCUGGAAGGACCAUACCGGAGCCGUUACAGCACUGCGCUUCAUCCCAAGAUCAGGACACUUGCUUCUGUCAGCCGGUGCAGACACGACAGUCAAGAUUCGCGAUGUGUACCACGACAAGGAGCUCCUGCGGACGUAUUCUGGUCACUCCAAGUCAUUGUCCGACAUUUGCUUCAAUAAUUCAGGAACCCAGUUCUUGUCUGCUUCGUAUGACCGUAUGAUCAAGCUUUGGGACACAGAGAAGGGUAUCUGCAUCAACAAGUUUACGACCGGCAAAACUCCUCACGUUAUCAAAUUCAACCCUGAUCCUGAGCACUCAAACGAAUUCCUGGCUGGUAUGUCGGACAAGAAGAUUGUUCAGUUCGAUAUUCGAACGCCAAGCCAGGUGGUUCAGGAGUACGAUCAUCACUUGGCUGCCAUCAACACUAUUACUUUUGUCGACAAUAACCGCCGCUUCAUGACGACGUCCGACGACAAGUCGCUCCGCGCAUGGGACUACAACAUCCCCGUGCCCAUCAAGUACAUUGCCGAGCCAGACAUGUAUCCUAUGACUAGAGCUGCACUUCACCCCUCUGGCAAGUAUGUCGCAUACCAAAGCUCGGACAACCAGAUCCUCGUCUACGGGGCCAACGACAAGUUCCGCCAGAACAGGAAAAAGAGCUACCGGGGUCACAACAAUGCUGGUCUGGCUAUUGAUUUGGACUGCAGUCCUGAUGGCCAGUUCCUUGCUUCCGGUGACCAGGCCGGCUACGUAUGCUUCUGGGAUUGGAAGACGUGUAAGAUGUACCACAAGCUGAAGGCAGGUAAUCAAGCCGUGACGUGUGUGCAGUGGCACCCGCAGGAGACGAGCAAGGUUGUUACGGCCGGUCUGGAUGGAGAUAUCAGAUACUGGGACUAAAAGGUUCAUGGUGAAAGCGAGCAUGAUUUUUGGCGUUGGGUGUGGGAUAUCCUAGAACUUGGGUUUGGAAAAUAAACUGGCAUUGUUACGAAGCGGCGAUGAUUUAUGAUGUUUUAAUGCUUGCCUCUCAAUGAAGGAUUUUUUUGGGGGGUGUUAUAUCUUCGCUUAUUGCGUCUUUAUUCUUAUUGAUCUACUCUUCGUUCG
Trichoderma virens Gv29-8 is the source of this 1755-nucleotide messenger RNA. RefSeq lists its product as uncharacterized. Gene Ontology annotation, biological process: mRNA splicing, via spliceosome. Gene Ontology annotation, molecular function: protein binding; mRNA binding. NCBI's taxonomy places the organism in Eukaryota, Fungi, Ascomycota, Sordariomycetes, Hypocreales, Hypocreaceae. Gene Ontology annotation, cellular component: catalytic step 2 spliceosome. The record is from RefSeq and is a predicted model, not a curated record. The coding region runs from base 1 to 1551 and encodes 516 amino acids. The transcript has a single exon.